Messenger RNA from Protopolystoma xenopodis, 1248 nucleotides. The record is from the annotation of a GenBank genome assembly. Lineage: Eukaryota; Metazoa; Platyhelminthes; Monogenea; Polystomatidea; Polystomatidae.
AUUACAGGCCCGUAUUCUGAAUCUCUUGGACUCUGCGAUUCCUUGACUAGGCCGGCCAAUCUAGCAAUUGGAAGUUGCCAACCACCGGGUCUCCAAACUCAUAUUGCAUUGCCUUACCCCCCCAAUUCACCACAGACAGCCGCUAUCCCUUCCGCUGGCUAUAUUGUCGAUCAACAACUUGGCGGCUGCCCCCAAUUUGUUGUGUCUCCGAUAACUCUUUCCACACAUUCUGGUACGCAGGUCACUCAGGCAGCGGCCCUGCAUUCCAGUUCUCCAAUGCCACGUGCUCGACCUCAGGCAACGCCUUCACCUCCCAUUCACUCGCCCGCUUCCCUUGCUCAAAACAAUCAUUCUAUUGCCCAUCGCUCAGCUCUGUCUCCAGGGCAGCAGCAAACAUUGUCUCAGUACUCGACCAUGCAUCAUGCAAGACAACAAAUCCCACAACUUCAUCAUCAUGCGGCACCCAGCCAGGAGAUGCCUUCACAGAACGGUCUCUACUUGACAAGUCCACACAUGCAUCCUGUACACUCGGUCACACAUACGCCUAUAACCUCUCUGCCUUAUCCCUACCAGUCUGGCUAUGCUCCGCACGAAUCCAAUCAAGCUUUGCUUGCUGGCGGUAGUGGAGGUCCAUCCGGCUCCUCGCUGUCGCCCGGGCCACUUUCUGGCAGUCUUCUUCCACCAAUUUCUGUGACUCUGGCUCAGUCUCCGUCUGGCUUACAUCAUCAUCGGCAGCAGCAACAGCAAAUGCAACCUGGCCAAAGCCACCUAUGCGAACCCCACAAUCAGACGGCCUAUUCUGCCCCUGGCACGCUCAGUCAUGCCUUCCAAACCGGAAUUGCGGAUUCUCUGCAGAUGAGUUCAGCACAACUCUCCGGUUCAGCCUACUCCAGUCCUGAGGUGUUGGCUUCCUCCAGACAACCAACCAGAAUACCGGCAGCUGGAGGUCGGUCGCAAGACUGCUUCUCACAACUGCAGCCCCCGCAGUCCAUACACUCGUCGACAGGCGUACUUGCAGACACCUACACUUACCCUCAAGCACAAACUGUCUCCAGCAGACGUCUGGCUGGACCCUCUAGCAGCUCGUUUCCUCCCAGCGUGCGCGAUAUUUCAGCUGAUCUCACGGCACAGACAGCCGAAGGUGACGCCAGACUCCUUGCCACUACAUGCGGCGAUGUAGUUGGUCUUGCAGGCAACCCUAAUCUGGCUGCGCCGAUCUCGGCCACAGAGGCCACACCUUGGGGCUAG